UAAACCCAAACUAAACCCUUUCUUCCCACUCUUCCUUGAAAAAUCCCCGCAGCCACAGCCAUGUCGCUGAUAGCAGGCUCCUACGAACGUUUUAUUUGGGGCUUCAGACUCAAGCCCUUAAACUACGACCCGUCUUCUCAGACGCUCACUCUAACCCAACUCUUCUCCUACCCAUCCCACAACGCCCCCAUAACCACCGUAGCCGCCGCAGGGCCCGCAGCCGCAUCGGGCUCCUCCGACGACACCAUCCACAUCUACGACCUCUCCACCGCCGCUUCCCUCGGUCCCCUCCACCACUUCUCCUCCUCAAUCACUACCCUCUCCUUCUAUUCCCCUCCCAACCUCUCCUUCCCUCGCAACCUCCUUUCCGCCUCCGCUGAUGGCUCCAUCUCCAUCUUCGACACCGAACCCUUUGUUCUUCUCAAGUCCUUUAGGUCCCAUAAAAGGGGUAUUAAUGAUUUGGCUGUUCAUCCUUCUGGGAAGCUUGCAUUGAGUGUCUCACGUGAUGGGUGUUUGGCUAUGUCGAAUUUGAUGAGAGGGAAAAGGAGCUUUUGUUGUAGGUUGGGGAAGCAAGCGACGAUUGUUAAAUUUGAUGGGAGUGGAGAGAGGUUUUUUAUGGCUUCUGAGGAGAAAAUUGGAGUUCAUUUGGCUGAAGAUGCUAGGUUGUUGUUUGAGUUGGAGAAUGAAAAACGAGUUCUUUGUGCUGCUUCUGGGGAGAGUGGAAUUUUAUUUACUGGUGGUGAGAGCCGUAGUAUUACAGCAUGGGACACAAACAGUGGGAAGGUUGCUUAUUGCUUCGAGGAUGCACAUUCUACCCGUGUAAAAGGUAUUGUUGUGCUUACCAAAGAUGGUGGUGUCGAUGAUGCUCCAUAUUUAGUGGCAUCUGCAUCAUCCGAUGGGUUUAUACGUGUUUGGGAUGUUCGCAUGGCCAUCAAAGGGAAGCCAAACCCAUUGGCUGAGGCUAAUACAAAGUCCAGGCUGACUUGUCUUGCUGGAUCUUCUCUCAAAUCUUCUAAACAACCACAGAUUGGAAAGAGUGCUCCAAAAGAAGAGCAGAGUGAUGCAGAAGAUGUAUAACAAAUAGUGCAAGAAGAGGUUUUAAGAGCUGUCAUGGUUGCUGAAAAACCUCCUGUCAGUGUUGGGCCUUGUUGAUCCAAUGAAUCAAUUUUGACUAUUGAUAAUUAUGUUCAUAUUGAUCAUGGAUGCUAUUUUAAAUCAUUUUAUAUUUAAUUGUACACUUAGUAAUCUGUUCAAUGUUGAGGUUCUCGUCAAAUUUUCCAAUAUG
Messenger RNA from Theobroma umbraticum, 1285 nucleotides. RefSeq names its product Transducin/WD40 repeat-like superfamily protein. Gene Ontology annotation, molecular function: protein binding. The record is from RefSeq and is a predicted model, not a curated record. Lineage: Eukaryota; Viridiplantae; Streptophyta; Magnoliopsida; Malvales; Malvaceae.